CUUAGAAAAAUCUAAAUCUAAAUUUAAACAACUGCGAGAGGUGCUCGUGACUGCACUUCUACCGACAAAUGAAACGCCACCACCCCAAGUGACGACUCAGCAGUGACUGACAACUAUCUCCAUGUAAAUACCAGUGCCUUGGGCGAAAAAAGGCAGGUUACCUUUGCUUUACUGAAGUGACGACCGCCCUCUCGCUCAGCUGAGGGAACAAAGCGAUUCCCGGAGCUCAAGCCGCGUUUCUCCUAUUACAAGUAUGGCUCUGCGUGGAAAAGUAGCUUUGGUGACUGGAGCAGCGCAAGGAAUUGGCAGAGCAAUUGUGGAGAUCCUUCUCAAAAACGAGUCAAAGGUCGCUGCUGUCGAUUUAAACGAGGAACUGGGGGAAGCGUGCAGAGCUCAGCUUUCACAAGAGUUUGGAGCUGAAAACCUAACUUUCAUACAGUGUGACGUAACUGACAGAGGGGAACUGCAAGAAGCUUUCAAGAAAACAGUGGACCGCUUUGGACGUUUGGACAUCGUUAUCAACAACGCCGGGAUCAAUAAUGAGAAAAACUGGGAAAAGACAAUCGAAGUUAAUUUGACGUCAGUCAUCAAAGGUACUUACUUGGCCCUAGAUCACAUGAGCAAAGAGUAUGGGAAGGAUGGAGGUGUGAUCAUAAAUAUUUCAUCCAUGGCAGCAUUCCUUCAUUCCCCACAUCAGCCUGUGUACACAGCUACGAAGUAUGGGGUUCUUGGAUUUUCUAGAGCCAUAGCAGAUGCUGCAGAAAUAGGAAAUUACGGUGUGAGAAUAAAUGUGCUCUGUCCUGCAUUUGUUGAUACUGCACUCCUCCAGUCUGUCCAAGAGGAAGAGAAAAUGGGGAAAUUUGUCAAGUAUAAGGACGAUUUUAAGAAGAGGAUGGAUACAUUUGGAUUACUGCCGCCAUCUUUAAUUGCUGAAGGGGUGUUGAAGAUCAUAACAGAUAACAGCCUGAAUGGAGCGGUCAUGAAAAUUACCUCCUCUAAGGGAAUUCACUUCCAGAAUUAUGAGCCACUAUCAGCAUAAAAGAAAUGUGAAUGACAACACAAAAAUGUUUGAAAUGUCUGAAGUAUAAUCUUGGUGACGCAUGAAUGUGAAGUUUUUAAAUUAUUUUCUUCAUCAGGUGAUUUUAUAUAUACAUGAUAUGUAUUUUUUUAAGUAAAUUAACAUAUAAUUCUGGUAAUUGCUUUCUCUUUGUUAUAAGCAUUAACAUAUAUUUGUUACUCUUACAUUUCUUUAAUAUCCUAAACAAAGAGUAAUAUUAUGCUAAAUUUUACUGAUAUAUCAAAUUAUUUCCGCAUGGCAUUAACAAAAUAUUU
This is a messenger RNA of Lepisosteus oculatus (spotted gar), 1332 nucleotides long. It is a transcript of the gene hpgd, whose product is annotated as 15-hydroxyprostaglandin dehydrogenase. Gene Ontology annotation, molecular function: oxidoreductase activity, acting on the CH-OH group of donors, NAD or NADP as acceptor. NCBI's taxonomy places the organism in Eukaryota, Metazoa, Chordata, Actinopteri, Semionotiformes, Lepisosteidae. Gene Ontology annotation, cellular component: cytoplasm. The record is from RefSeq and is a predicted model, not a curated record.